AUGGCGCAUUCACGAGGGAAUUUGGUCACAGCCUUGAUUUUAUUCACAUUACAAAUUGCCACGCCGGCGAAAAAUAAUGCCAGACCUGUCUACGAAGUAAUAAAUGAACAAGCUAGAAUGGAUGACAUACGAUUGUCUAGCGCUCCUGCUAUUCUUCCUUACGGCAAUCCUUUAGCUGGUAAUUCUGCGCAAAAUGCAAGACUACAUGCUAGCAACCAGCAAGCUAUGUUCAACGCAGAAAGAAUACGGCAACAUAAAGCACAACUUCAAAGACUAACUCAAGGUCCACCACUAAUAGAUAGCUAUAUGAAAGCCUAUCAUGAGUCACAAGAAAGUCAUCAACAAGCAUUAGAAGAACAACAAGCUACAGUACAAGACGUAGAAACAACAACUCCAGUAACAAGCCAUAGAAUUAGAAGUAGGCCUUCACAAAAUAGGCAAAGAACGAGUGGAAUUCAGAAACAAGAAUUUAAAAGCAGGACAAUAAGUAUAGAGCCAGAAAAACUAACUAGAGGUGUUAACGAGAGAAGUAGAAACCAUAGAUCGUAUAGCUCUAUAGAAUAUGAACAAUACUUACAAUCGAAACUUCCACUAGCUUAUUUGACAGCUACCGGUCUGGAUCAAGGUGUAACCAUAAAAUCAAAUGGAAAUGCUGGAAUAACAAAAGAACAAAAUAAAGAGUCGAAUAACCUAUAUGCAACAGCUAUAUCUAGCCCAAGUAAAUAUCUACCAAAAGCCUAUCAAUCUGUGAAAGAAAUAAAUGCACUAGAAUCGAUACUUAGAAAAGAACCUACCGAUCAAUUAACUGAAUUACAAACAUUGCUUAAUGCAGACAAAAGUCACGAUAACUUUCAAUAUUCAUUAAAAGAUCCAUCUGAGUACCACGAUCCCAAAAGUUACAAUGAUGCAUUUGAGCAGAUUCCAAGCACAUAUGCCAGUGCUUAUACUGUAAAAGAUCACACUCCUAUUACAGAAGAAAUUGAUGAUAUCGCAAACCCUACGCCAUACCAAAAUACCUUUGUGAUACCUCAAGUAACUACUAUAGCACCUCUAUCUACGGUCACUAAGAGUUAUUACAAAAUUGAAGUAGCUAGUCAAACUAUUGGUAGCCCUUUAAACCCCAACAAGAUCAAUGAAGAAUUAACUCUUAAUCAAGAUGAAGAUAGUAGUCAUGAAAAUAUUGGUGAUAGCUAUAUUAAUUACCCUGACGGUAUUCAACAUUUAGCAGAAGAUGGGACCGGUGUAUCAGCAUAUGGUGAUGAAAAUGUAAGUAAUAAAUUAAGGUUUAAAAGAUCUGAACUGGACACUGAGCCUUUCCUUGUACCUGUAUCUAAUGAAACAAUAACUGAAACACAAACUCCUUCAAAUACCACUGACAACCCUGUUGCUGAAUCUUUGCGACGUCCAUUUCACAAAAAACGUAAUGAUUUUGAUAUUUUCUUAACACCUGACUUCCAAAUCGGUGAAGCGUCAGAGUACGAUUACGACGAGACUCCGAAACGCCGUCCUACUCCAAAAUAUGAAUCGUUUUAUGGUGAUGAUGAUUAUUAUGAUGAUUUUGACAAUGAGUAUGAUGAACCAAGGCCUAUCAGCCUAGCAGAACAGCCAUUGCAAAAUACUCAUGCCUCUUACCCAAGUGGCAUAAAGGGAAGCUUCUCACAUAGAUAUGGAGAAUUUAGACGCCCAAGCCCUGGUCCUGUCUAUGGCCUUCCUCCAACUACAUCUUACGGUGUCCCCUCUCUUUAUGAACCACAGACAUUCAAUCCUUCGCCGUACAUAACACCAGUCAAUUCGCUAUUACCAAAUGUGUUGGAGCCGGUUUACAUGUUGACACAGUCGCAAUUAAGACAAUUAAUUGGCCAACCAAACCUUAAUAUUGAACAUUUAGAUGUAUAUCAAGUUUCUAAAGGUAAAAAGAAAGUGCAUUACCCCCGGAAAUUUAGGAAACGGUAUCCGUACAAACAAAGAAACGUUAGAAAUAAAUUACACAAACUACACAAGUUGAAAUUAUUGCACUACGCAGCGAACUACGAGUUUGGUUAUAGGGUAAGGGACCCAGCCAGUGGUAAUUACUUCGGCCAAUACGAAACAAAGGCAGGCGAAAAAACCAGUGGGCAUUAUCAUGUAUUGCUUCCCGAUGGAAGAAUGCAAAAGGUGCAGUACUCCGCGGGACCCAGCGGAUACCACGCAGACAUAAGUUACGAUCACUUGGCAAGCUAA
Molecule: messenger RNA, 2220 nt
Organism: Pieris macdunnoughi
Lineage: Eukaryota; Metazoa; Arthropoda; Insecta; Lepidoptera; Pieridae
Source: the annotation of a GenBank genome assembly